AUGCGUGCUAUUUUUGUUCUGUUAACUGUGGGAUUAGCUGCUGUUGCAGCAUCUCCUACAAGAAAUGCAGAAAGGAUCGUUGGUGGGUCGAUUACAAACAUCGGCACGUACCCUAUGGCCGUCGCACUGAUACGAUCUGCGACUGGAUCAGGCACCUUCUCACAGGCCUGCGGUGGCAGCAUCCUCAACAAUAGAUCAGUCCUCACUGCAGCUCAUUGCAUACACGGCGUCCAAACAAACAGAUGGAGAUCUCGUGUAGGCUCCACCAAUGCAAACAGCGGUGGCGUGGUCCACCACUCACACCAGUUCAUCCAUCAUCCCCAGUACGUCAGAGCAACCGCCGACAACGACGUCAGCAUCAUCCGUCUCUCCUCACACAUCAGUUUCAACAAUAAUGUGCGCGCUGGCAGCAUCGCCGGUCCCAACUUGCACACACCUGACGGCGCCAGCGUCUGGGCCAUCGGAUGGGGACGCACAAGCUCUGGAGGCUCUUCAUCGGAACAGCUUCGCCAUGUCCAAAUCUGGGUAGUCAACCAAACUGUCUGCAGAAACAACUAUCAGCGCAUCCGAAGAACUAUCACUGACAACAUGUUAUGCUCGGGCUGGAUCAAUGUCGGAGGUCGCGACCAGUGCCAGGGUGACUCCGGUGGCCCUCUGUUCCACAACAACGUCAUUGUCGGCGUUUGCUCUUGGGGUGAAGGCUGCGCCCUCCCCGACUUCCCCGGCGUCAACGUCCGCGUCUCCCGCGUCAGUAACUGGAUCCGAAACAAUGCGUAAUUUAAUUUCAAGAUUGUCCUAUGCCUGACCAGAAAAAUAAGAAUAUCGCCGUAUGGAAAAAACAUAUUUUUACUAACUUACUAAUCACAGCUACACAAGCUUU
Molecule: messenger RNA, 880 nt
Organism: Bicyclus anynana (squinting bush brown)
Lineage: Eukaryota; Metazoa; Arthropoda; Insecta; Lepidoptera; Nymphalidae
Product: trypsin, alkaline A-like
Exons: 4
Coding region: 1-777 (258 amino acids)
Biological process (GO): proteolysis
Molecular function (GO): serine-type endopeptidase activity
Source: RefSeq, a predicted model, not a curated record